This is a messenger RNA of Dermatophagoides farinae (American house dust mite), 3123 nucleotides long. The record is from RefSeq and is a predicted model, not a curated record. NCBI's taxonomy places the organism in Eukaryota, Metazoa, Arthropoda, Arachnida, Sarcoptiformes, Pyroglyphidae.
AUGGUUAGCCAAAAUGAAUUGGAUCGUACCAUACGAUAUGUAUUGAUACGUGUUGAAUGUGUGGAAAGAACCGAUUAUAAUCAAAAUCAUCCGAAAAAAUAUAGUGGCGAAGAAUUGAAUGAUGAAUUAGAGGCAUUAAAUCAUGUACGAAUGAAUCUGAAUGAUUUCAUUAAUCGUAAUCAAGAUUUAACUGUUGAUCAAUUAUGUAUAUUGAAAGAUUUAAAACAUCGUUUAUUCGGUGCAAUCCAAAAACUUAAAGAAGCAACAAUUUAUGUAUCAUCGAAUUCUAUUACAUCAUCAUCAAUAGCACAGUCGAAAGCAACAAAAACAUCAUCAUCAUCAUCAACAUAUAAAUUACAAUUUGAAUCCCAUUAUAAACAUCUUUCCAAUUCAUUAGUACGUUUUUUGGCUGAACAACAUUGUUGUGAUUGUCAUAUAUCAACCGGAUUUCAUUAUCCAUUAAUACGUACACAUCGUUUAAUAUUAUCAGCAUUUUCACCAUAUUUUCAACAAUUAUUUGAUUCAUUACAAUCAACAGAUGUGCCGGAUAAACCGAUGAUUGUUGGUGGAUCAUAUUUUCCAAUUAUUGUUAUCAAAGAUUUUUCAUAUGAAACUAUUUGUCAUAUUGUUGAAUUUUGUUAUCGUGGUAAACAUUUACAAAAUCAUCAUUUCGAAAAUGAUCAUCAAUCACCAACAACAACCAAAAAUGAUGAUGUACAACAAAAAGAUUCAAAUAAUAACCUCAAUCCUUCUGGAUCUUCAGAUUUGUUACAUUCCAUAUCAUCACCAUCGUUAUCUGCAUCAACAACGAUGGUUGAUCCACCGCAAUCAGAUGUGGAUGAUUAUGAACAUCAUCAUUUGAUCGCCAAACGUAAACGAUCAUCUGAAUCAAAUCAAUCACAUUCAUCCAUUGAAAAUUCAUCAAAACAAGGAUCUCAAUUAUCAAACAAUGUUGUAUUAGAAUCGGGUAAAAAAGUCAAAUUAGAAACCGAAAAUACAAAAUUUGAUUCACAAGAAUCGCAAAAAUCAACAAAUUCAUCAAGUCAACAAGUUCGAUCUCAAUUAUUGUUGAAAAUAAAAUCAGGAAAAAUAUUUAAAAAAGAACAAGAUGGUGACAAUGAAUUGACUAUUAUUGAUGAUUCGAAAUUGGAUGCUGAUGAUGAUGGAAAAGAAGAUCAAAAUAAAAUGGAACAAGAAGAUGAUGAAGAAGAAGAAGAGAUAAAUGUUGUCGAUGAUGAUAAACCAUCUUCAUAUGAUAAUGGUGUGAAAAAAGAUGGUGUUGAUCUUUCGAAAUCAAACACGGUCAAACAAACCAAUGGACGAAUGAACAAACAUUUGAAUAGAAAUGGUUCAUCACGCAACAACAGUAAUAAUAAAACAGGUGUUCAAUCCAAUUUAGUCAUAUCGAGUGAAGAUGAUGAUGACGAUGCUGAUGAUGAUGAUGAUAUUGAAGAUAAUGAUCUAGUCGAUGAUAGUUUGGAUGAUGAUCUUGUCGAUGAUGAUGGAUACUAUGUUACUGAUGAUUCAACGAAUGGUGUAGAUUUAUCCAUUAAUCGUUUAUCAGUAAAAAAUGGUUCUACCCAUAGGACUAAUGGUCGUCAUUAUCGAAAUGGUAAAAAUCGUCACAAUUCGUCAAUUUAUGAUAAGCUUCUUGGAAAAACUAGCAGCAACAAUAUUCUUACACAUUCUGAUUCGUUAGCAUCAAUGUCAAAUGGUUUAGUAUUACCUACAUCAUCAACGAUAACAUCUACAGGAUCGCCAGCAUCAUCUUCACCAUCAUCAUCGUCUUUUGCAGCGGCAGCCGCUGCAGCUGCUGCAGCCGUUGCUGCUGCUCGUAUUCAAAUGAUGUCACAAAUGUUUUCAACAACGAAUCAAUCAACAACUACCGCUAAUUCAUUAUUGAAUGGAACCUCAGCGUUCACUGCUAAUGGAAAUUCCAUUUCGAAUGGACAAUCCACACCAGGACCAAUGAGCUUGUCAACUUCACCUUCAUCAUCAAUUUAUGGCUCAUGUUCAUUACCGGCAAGUGUUACAUCAACAUUAUCAUCGGCAGCCGCUCGUGCAAUUGCUGCAUCAACAUUGGCCACAUUUGGACCAUCACCAUCAUUGGGUGUUGAUCAAUCACCAACAGCAGCAGCUUUGUCAUCAUUUUCAGCAUUCAAUUCAAAUUUAUUCAUGGCAGCAGCGGCUGCAAGUCAGCAAAAUAAUUCUCCAACAUCCGUUGUUCAACAACAACAACAACUACUACCACCACAAUCGACACCGUCGCCUGCCUUAUCUGCAAAUGGGUCUACCGGUUCAAGUGGUGGUGGUGGUGAAAAACGUGGUCGUGGCCGUCCACCUAAAUAUGGUGGCAAUAGUAGCAAUAACGGUAAUAGUGAUAAUAGUAAUAAUAAAUCGAAUAAUCGAAACGAUAAUGGUAAUUCGAAUUCGAAUCUAAACAAUUUAUUGGAUACUUCAUCACCAUUUCCUGAAUUAUUUUAUCCAAUAACAACAAUGACCAAUAAUCAUCAUAAUCAUCAUGAUAAUAAUUCAGCAUCAUCAUCACCUCAACCACCACCGAUUUUAUCAUCAUCAUCUAAUAAUUCCAAAUCUACAAGUUCACACAAUAAACACAAUGGAACAUUAUCAUCAUCACCAACAAAAAAUGGAAAAACUUUAACAACUACGGCAACGACAACAACAUCAUCAACUUUAUCCUCAUCAUCAUCGUCAUCAUCAUCAUCAUCCUCAUCUUCAUCAGCAGCAGCAGCCAAUGUUGUUAUUAAUCAGAAUCGUUCAAGACGUGGACGGCCACCAACAUUAUCAGUCGAUGAUAUGGUACAACGUUUGCAGUCUGGUCGUGAAAAAGCCGGUCAAAAACAAUGUCCACAUUGUCCCCAAGUGUAUUAUGGGUAUCAUGCAAUGCAUGAUCAUAUUACAUCCGUACACUUAAAUUCAAAUGAAAAAUAUCCAUGCCAUUUAUGCGAUAAAGAAUAUUCAUGGCGUAUAACAUUGCGAAAACAUUUGAAAUCACAACAUGGUGUGCAUCCAGAUGUUAUUAAUUAAUUAACUAAUGAAUUAAUUCACAAAAUUACAUAUAUAGUUUUAUAUAGAUAUAUAAUAUAUAAUAAUUUAUUUGCA